Messenger RNA from Phodopus roborovskii (desert hamster), 1923 nucleotides. It is a transcript of the gene Slc22a16, whose product is annotated as solute carrier family 22 member 16. Gene Ontology annotation, cellular component: membrane. The record is from RefSeq and is a predicted model, not a curated record. NCBI's taxonomy places the organism in Eukaryota, Metazoa, Chordata, Mammalia, Rodentia, Cricetidae. Gene Ontology annotation, biological process: transmembrane transport. The transcript is spliced from 8 exons. The coding region runs from base 5 to 1696 and encodes 563 amino acids.
GGACAUGGAGUCCCGCAGUGUGGAACUGAUUUUUGACCACGUGGGACACUUUGGCAAGUUCCAGAUAGCCCUGUAUCUUACCUGUGCCUACCAGAGCAUCUCCUGUGGCAUCCACUACCUGUCCUCCGUACUCAUGUCUGUUGUUCCCGAGCAUGCCUGCAAGCCCCCAGGCAGAGUGCGGAAGGCAACCUUCCACAACUUGUCUGCCUGGAAGUUGGAGGACAUACUGGCCCUGCAGUCCUCAGACCAGAAAGACCACAUUACGGUGCAGCUGCAGGACGGAGAGGUCUGGGAGCUCACAAGAUGUAGCAGGACCUGGAGGGGGAACACGUCGGAUUUGGGCUACAGGUACAGUGGCCAAAAGUUCAACAGCCCUUGCUCCGAUGGUUAUGCUUAUGACCAGAGCAAGUGGAGAAGCUCCAUGGUUAGAAGACUGAACCUGGUCUGUGACCAGAAAUGGUACGCAAAAGUGAUCCAGCCCUUUUUUAUGUUUGGCAUGCUGCUUGGAGCGGUUGUUUUUGGCUACCUUUCUGACAGGUUUGGAAGGCGAGUGGCUCUGUGGUGUACAAGUAUCGGUGUGUUUUUUUUUGGCAUAGCGUCAAUCUUUAUAUUUGAUUAUUUAAGCUUCAUGGUGAUACGCUUUUUCCUUGCCAUGGCCGCAAGUGGCUAUUAUGUCGUGGCCUUUGUCUACGUGAUGGAAUUCAUCGGCAAGAAGUCUCGCAUGUGGGCAUCCAUGCAUCUGCAUACCUUCUUUGCUAUUGGGGUAAUGUUGGUGGCUCUGGUAAGCUAUGUGGUGGACAACUGGUGGCUUUAUCAGCUCAUCCUGUGUGCACUGACUGUGCCUUUCAUCCUCUGCUGCUGGAUGCUGCCGGAGACCCCCCUCUGGCUGCUCUCAGAAGGGAGAUACAAGGAAGCGCAACAGGUCGUGGACACCAUGGCUGUGUGGAACAAUUCUAGCCCCUGUGACCUGGUAGAACUUUUAUCCCUGGACAUGAGUCGAUCCUGUGACAAAAGCAGGAAGGGCGUCAGGAAGCUCAGCCUAGUGGAUCUGUUCCACGAACUGGAUGUUGCCAAAAGGACUCUCAUCGUUUGGUUGGUUUGGCUCACAGCAAAUUUUGGAUACUACAUAUUUAGCAUAGAGGCUAUUCGGAAGAAAGAACAUGAGUACCUAUACCUCUUCCUAGUGGGUGCUAUGGAAAUCCCUGCCUAUUUCUUCACGUGCCUCUUGUUGGAGAGGGUGGGGAGAAGAAACACUAUGGUCUUCUGCCUUUUGCUUUCAUCCUUCGCCUGCGCUGUGCACUUGGCCAUACCCUGGAGUCACAAGACUUUGAAGUUAGUGGUGGUUUUGGUUGUCAAAACUGUUAUAGGAUCAACAUUUGCCUUCAUUUUCAUUUACACGGCAGAGCUGUACCCAACAAUUGUAAGGUGCUGGGCUGUGGGGAGCAGCAGUAUGGUGUCCCGAGUGGCAAGCAUCCUUAUCCCUCUCACGGGGCGUCUCACCAAAGUCUGGAUCAUCAUGCCACAGAUUUUAUUUGGGAUCCUGGCCAUAGUGAGCGGACUGCUGUCACUGAAGCUUCCAGAAACCAGCAACAAACCAUUGGCAUCUACUUGGGAGAGAACUCAAGAGCGAGUGGGGGGAAACGAGGGUGGUCCAGGCAGAGCCCCUCCCACAGUCGAGCAGGGUAGUCCGGAGUAAGCCCCUCCCACAGCUGAGAAUAGGAACGCAGAAAACAUGGGGGUGAUUGACCUGGGGGGGUCCUGGUGCUCUUCUGUGGCGCCCAGCACUUGGGAUGUGGCCAGGAGUGACUUUGUUCUGUUAAGAGAGGUGCUAUUCGGACCCCCCCCCCACACGUUACUUAUGUACCUGCAUAAAAAACAUCGAGAGGAAGUUUUAAACGAUUGUUUUGUAAAAGUCAGUGAAAU